AGCGACGAUACGUUACAUAUAGUAGUUAUUUGAUACAAAUAAGACAUAAAUUCAUUAUUAGGAUCCCGAAAACUUUCGCUUUAUGUGCCAAGGCCCAGUGCUUCUUUGCAUACAAUCUCUUCGAGGCCAUUGAAAACGUAUAUUGUGGGAGGCCAUUAUUCCAAAGCUAAGCAACAUGUGCGUCGUUGUCACUGGUGGUGCUGGUUUCAUUGGUAGUCACGUAGUUGAACACCUCCUGAAACAAGGCAAAAGGGUCGUCGCAAUCGACUCGCUCUGGACUGGGUCAAUCGAGAACACCAAUAGGUUUCUAGGCAAUGAAUGUUAUCGGUUCAUCACUCACGACGUAAGAGAGCCUCUGCCAAAUAUAGAGGGGGCUACAGAAAUUUAUCAUCUCGCCUGUCCCGCCAGCCCGGACCAAUUUGAGCAGAAUCCAAUCGAUAUUCUAGAAACAUGCUUCAAGGGAACACAGAAUGUAAUGGAGCUGGCCCUGCAAAAUCAUGCGCGUGUCCUGAUAGCUAGUACAUCUGAGAUAUAUGGUGAUCCUCAGGUUACCCCCCAGUCGGAGAAGUACUGGGGAAAUACCAACUCCUUCGGGCCACGGUCCUGCUACGACGAGGGUAAGCGGGUCGCCGAGGCUCUUGCUUAUGGUUACAAGCGCCACCAUGGACUAGAAAUACGCAUCGCGCGUAUCUUCAACACGUAUGGUCCAUACAUGCAGAUAAAUGACGGACGAGCCGUGCCGAAUUUCAUUGCGGCUGCAAUGCAGGGUCGGUCUAUCCAAAUCUACGGGGACGGCAGCGCAACUAGAUGCUUCCAGUUCGUUUCGGACUGUGUGACUGGCUUGACCGCUCUCAUGCAGAGCGACUACGCUGGACCGGUCAACAUCGGUACGGAGCUUGAGACACCAGUUGAUGACCUUGCGGGACUGAUUUCAGAGCUGGUGUCUGCUAAGAUGGGGAACUCCAACAAGGCUCCAAUCAUGUGUCUUCCGGCUAGGCAGGAUGAUCCGUAUCGCAGGAAGCCGGACACGAGUCUUGCAAGAGAUAUCUUGUGUUGGAAACCUACAGUGACAUUGAAUGAUGGACUCAACGCUACCGUUGAGUGGUUCCUGAGCACGUCAGUUCACAUAAAUGACCAAUGAAAUAAAUGUGCUAAUCCUUAG
Molecule: messenger RNA, 1162 nt
Organism: Truncatella angustata
Lineage: Eukaryota; Fungi; Ascomycota; Sordariomycetes; Amphisphaeriales; Sporocadaceae
Exons: 4
Coding region: 176-1141 (321 amino acids)
Biological process (GO): D-xylose metabolic process
Cellular component (GO): cytoplasm
Molecular function (GO): UDP-glucuronate decarboxylase activity; NAD+ binding
Source: RefSeq, a predicted model, not a curated record